AUGCCUCCUCGUCCUCGGGCGCGUACGCCAGAGACCCCGACGAAUGAGCAGCUUGCGCAGAACCUCCAGCAGUUGACGCAGACGAUGCAGACCCUUAGUGAGGCCUUGUUGCAGAAUAACCAUCCCGUGCCACCUCCUCAGCCUGCCGGGCAUAGGGACAUUGGGCGUCUCCUGUCGGGUCACAGGCCACCGACCUUUGCGGGUGAGGAAGACCCGGUUAUCUUGGAAGAAUGGAUGAGGACGUUUGACAAGAUCUUCUCGGUUGUCGGUUGUCCAGAAGAGCGAAGAGUAGAGCUUGCAACGUUCUACUUCUGUCUUGAGGCUGAUUUAUGGUGGAUGCAUGAGGGCCCAGCUUGCCUUGAGGAGCCUGAGUUUGGAUGGACCGCUCUAACGGAUGGGAUGCGCGAGAGGUUUUAUCCGGCACAUGUUAGUGCUGCAAUGUAUGAGGAAUUCCUUCAUCUCCAGCAAGGAUCUUUAUCGGUGGUUGAGUACCACAAGAGGUUCCUAGAGCUUGAGCGUUUCGCCCGAAUGCUUGUGCCUACGGAGCUCGCCAUGGUUGAGAAGUUUGUAGCUGGCUUGAACUACGAGGCACGGAAGGCCCUAACCGUGAGUUGGCCGAGUUCUUUGAAGGAAGCAUACCUGAGUGCCGCGGAUCUGUACCGUGUUCAGCAGUUGCAGCGAGGAUCUUAUGAGCUUGCAAUGAAAAGAACCGAGAGUGGAGGCUCUUCCAGCUUCAAGAAGCCUAAGCCGAGUUUCCAAGCUAAGAAUGCAUCAUCUCCAACCCAAGGACCCAAUCGAGCGGAGCAUGGGAAUCAAGUCAAGACGUUUGCUUGUCGUAGAUGUCGGAAGCUGCAUGCUGAUCAGGACUGUCGUGGUCAAGCGUUCCGGUGUUUUCGUUGUGCAGACAGGGGUCACAAGGUCGCCGAGUGCCCUCAGCAAGCCAAUCAAUGGGCGUUGCCACCACCCCCAGGAGCCGGAGGAGCAGCAGGAGGUAGUUCUAGCCGUGGAGCAGCUGGGUCUAGGUCGUCAGGAAGGGUGUUCGUGAUGGGACGAUCGCAGCCAGAGAACGAGGGCUUGGUGGAGGAAGAGCUAGCAGGUAACCUUUUUGUAGCCUACCCUUGA
Messenger RNA from Ipomoea nil (Japanese morning glory), 1122 nucleotides. RefSeq lists its product as uncharacterized. The record is from RefSeq and is a predicted model, not a curated record. The coding region runs from base 1 to 1122 and encodes 373 amino acids. The transcript has a single exon. Gene Ontology annotation, molecular function: zinc ion binding; nucleic acid binding. Lineage: Eukaryota; Viridiplantae; Streptophyta; Magnoliopsida; Solanales; Convolvulaceae.